This is a messenger RNA of Morone saxatilis (striped sea-bass), 2325 nucleotides long. RefSeq lists its product as uncharacterized. The coding region runs from base 1109 to 1822 and encodes 237 amino acids. Lineage: Eukaryota; Metazoa; Chordata; Actinopteri; Moronidae. The record is from RefSeq and is a predicted model, not a curated record. The transcript is spliced from 9 exons.
UAAUUAUGUUGACUAAAUGUUUGUCUCUGAUUCUUUAUCUCCUUUCUCAGUGAGAUGGAUCAGGAACAAGCGACUGGUAAGAAAACAAAUUUACUGCUUGUAAUUCACAUGUCACUCUGUUAAAAGAGAAUGAACUACAUUUUCAUUACAACACAUACCAUUUAAAGCUGCUUUUACCUAUAUUUUUCUAUUAUAACUGGAUCAGCUGACAACAUGUAAUGUAAAAGGAGUGGCUGGUAGUGAUGAACCUGCAGAGAAUCAUCAACUCACUUUCAGUUUCUGUGUUUGAUAACUCAUUGUUUUGGCUUUCUGGCUAUCAACUUUACUAUAUUAGUGUUUCAUUAGUGUUUUUAGCCACAGCAACAGCUCUGACAACCCUGUAUGUUACCUGUCCAGCACCAAACUACAGACAGGCACAGUUAUGUUGGCUUUUUCAUGCUAAAAUCAUUUGAUUUACAGCCUCCAGCCUAAACAAACCAAACAGACACACAAAGUCACCUGAAUUAAGUCAGCAGCUCAGAAGUGAACCAGCAACCACCUGUCCACAACAUAAUUAGUCCUUCAUGAUUGUUUGUGUGGCUUUUGUGUUCAUGCAGCAGCUUUUAACCAGGAAGUAACACACACUGCAUAUCUAUGGUUUGAAGAUGUGUUCAUUCAUAUACUGAACACUGACACAAAAAUACACAAAAUUUUCUUGCUUCAGAGCACAUUUUAAGAGGCAUUAAAUUUUCUUAAGAUCAACUUACUUAUGUAAGUAGAAAAGUUCAGGGAUGUGUAAAAUAACUCUUCUAAUUCAAGCAGAAACUCACUCAAGAUGUUUUUUUGGCAAAAUUUCCCUGACCUGGGUCUGACAACUUAUUAAUGAUUCAAACGUUCUUCUCUGUCUUUAGUGUCAAGGAAAAAGUUCUUUGUCAUCUUGGCGGGAAAAACUAAUGAUGCUCAUCUAGAGUUUGUGGCAAAGCUUGAAAGCAUUGGCCAUACUGAGGUGAACUCUCCAGAAGAAAGUGACUACCUUCUGGUUUUCUGUCCUGUCGCUUCAAGAGUUGGAACGGACGUCAGCGAGGCCCUAAAGGAACUUACAGGUGGUAAACCAGCAAUUCUGGUCGUGAUGCAUCACACCUUCAACCCUGACCAAGUUCUAGCUGAAAGCAGAAGACUGGUGAACAACCCCAAUGUUGAGCUUACUGUGGACUGUCUGUUCUAUGAGGGCAAACUCCUGAUGUGUAGUCGCAAUAAUGAUGCAUGGUCGGAUGUCCUGAUGUAUGUUGGAGUUUCUGAUAUCCAGGACUCUAUCCAGCAAAAAAUUUACAAUUUCGACCAUUGGAAGCUUGUUCUCUUUUGUAUACUGCUGGUACUAGUAUACAUUGGGUACAAAGGAUCUGGAAACAAGGACCAGGAAAAGGCAACUGUGUCGUUUGAAAAGUUCUUUGUCAUCUUGGCGGGAAAAACUAAUGAUGCUCAUCUAGCCUUUGUUGCAAAGCUUAAAGGCAUCGGCAACACUGAGGUGAAGUCUUCUGGAGAAAGUGACUACCUUCUGGUUUUCUGUCCUGUCACAUCACAAGUUGGCGCGGACAUCAGCGAGGCUCUGAAGAAACUUCCAGAUGGUAAACCAACAAUUCUGGUCGUGAUGCAUCACACCUUCAACCCUGACCAAGUUGUACCUGAAAGCAGAAGACUGGUGGACAACCCGAACGUCUACCGCACUGUGGACUGUCUGUUCCAGGAGGACAAACUCCUGACGUUUAUUGAUGUUGCACAGUUCGAUAUGCAGAAGUUUUUGGGAGGUUCCUCUUCACAGGAUUCUGGAACAAUUGGAGGCUGAUUGCUUUUGUAGCUCCUGGUAUUGUGGUCAGAUGGUGAUCAUUGGCACGGUCAUUGCUUUUGAAGAGAAAAAUAAAUAAGAAGAUGUGUGAGAACACAACAGCAUGACAAAAUACCAUGGAAGUUUACAAUAUUACCACAAAAACGCUUGGUUAUGCAUGUGUAACCAUCUGAAGCAAGUGUAAUAAAGGGAUGAUUAUUGUUAUUAUUGUAGAAUAGUUGUGAAGGUUUGAUCAUUAAUAUUAAUAUUAUAACUGUAGCACAAUACAGGGGAAAUGGAGGAAGAAUAACAGAUUUGCAGAUACAGGCCUUCAGCAAGAGGCUGGAUGUGAAAAAGAUGAAAAAAGAAACAGAAAAAGUAAAAAAAUAAUUUAAUUCCAACAAACUCACUCAAGGAUAGUUUCAUAUUAUUUUCAAGCGAAUCUUAAUACAGUAAUGAUAUGAUCGAAUGUACAAUGAAAAAGUCCUGUCUGUACUUGCCCCAAAUAAAUUCAUUUCUAAAGA